UCGAUUUUUCUCUCCUCCUCCUCCUCCUCUUUCGCAUCGCACAAUGCGGCUGAGAGGCCGGGGAUGCUGCACCCGGGGCACAGGCAACGGCGAUGGAGAGGAGGAAGGCAGCGGAGAAGGACGCGGGCCGCCCCCUCCACCAAUGCAGAGUCCCUUCGUGCACCGGUUGCACUUCAGCGCCCUCCAGAAAGCAAAGAUAGUCUUCAUGACCUUGACUCUGUUCCCCAUCCGGCUGUUUUUUGCUGCGUUUAUGAUGUUGCUGGCUUGGCCUUUUGCCUUCAUUGCCUCAAUAGGAUCUGCUGAAAAACACCUAGAAAAGCCUCUAUCGUGGUGGCGAAAAAUUGUUGAUAUCUUGCUGAAGGCAAUUAUGAGGACAAUGUGGCUUGCUGGUGGAUUUCAUUGGAUAAAUGUGAAGGGCAGACAGGCAUUGCCCACUGAAGCAGCAAUUCUGACCCUGGCUCCACAUUCGUCGUAUUUUGAUGCAAUACCAGUGACAAUGACUAUGGCUUCCAUUGUUAUGAAAGCUGAAAGCAAAGAUAUUCCUGUGUGGGGAACUUUAAUUAAAUAUAUUCGACCUGUAUUUGUUUCUCGAUCGGAUCAGGAUUCCCGCAGAAAAACAGUUGAGGAAAUAAGACGGCGUGCUCAGUCUAAUGGCAAAUGGCCACAGAUAAUGAUAUUCCCAGAAGGAACCUGUACUAAUCGAUCCUGCCUAAUUACAUUCAAACCUGGAGCGUUUAUCCCUGGAGUACCUGUGCAACCAGUGAUCUUACGUUAUCCAAACAAGCUGGAUACAAUUACAUGGACAUGGCAAGGUCCAGGAGCGUUGACGAUUCUGUGGCUUACCUUAUGUCAGUUUCAUAAUUUUGUGGAAAUAGAGUUCCUACCUGUAUAUAUACCUUCUGAAGAGGAAAAGAAAAAUCCAUCUUUAUAUGCGAACAAUGUGAGGCGUGUAAUGGCAGAGGCUUUAGGAAUUUCAGUAACAGACUAUACCUUUGAAGAUUGCCAGCUGGCUUUGGCUGAAGGACAACUCUAUCUCCCAUCAAAUACCUGUCUCUUGGAAUUUGCAAAACUUGUAAGAAAUCUUGGGUUAAAGCCAGAAAAACUUGAAAAAGAACUUGAUGCAUACUCAGAAAGAGCUAGGAAAUUGAAAAACAAAAAAAUCACUCUUAAGGAAUUUGCAGAGUAUUUGAAAAUCCAAGUUUCAGAUAUGUUAGAAAAUAUGUUUGCACUUUUUGAAGAGAAGGAAGAUGGCCUGAUUGACAUACGAGAAUAUGUAACAGCUUUGUCGGUAGUCUGUAGACCUUCUAAAACAUUGCAAACAAUGCAGUUGGCUUUUAAGAUGUAUCAAUCAGAAACUGGUGGUAUAACAGAACAAGAGUUAACUUCCAUCCUGAAGAGUGCCAUGGGUGUUUCAGACCUUAAUGUGUCAAGUCUAUUUAAAGCUAUAGAUGACAAAGAAAAAGGGGAAAUUGCUUAUGAUGAUUUCCAUUAUUUUACUGAAACGUUCCCAAACUUUGCUGAAGAGUACCUAUAUCCUGAUCAAAUGGAGUCAAAAAAUUAUUUGAAAACUCCUGCUCCUAAUGGAUUCUGUGCAGAUUUCAGCCCACAAAUUACUGAAAAUAGAAGAAAUUCCCUACAGAAAAAAAUGAAUUGAUAUUAAUAAUUCUGUCAUCCUCUUGUGGUGAGAGGAGUAUGUCCUAUCUAGGGCUUUUCAUAGUCACACAGCUAUAUAACCUGAAGUAUGUGAGAAGGCUGUAUGUGUGGAUGUGUGAAAAAGGAAGGAAGGAAGGAAAGAAAGAGAGAAAGAAAGAGAGAGAGAAAGAAAGAAAGAAAAAGAGAAAGAAAGAAAGAAAGAAAGAAAGAAAGGUGUGUAUGAAUAUUUUACUGCAUUAAUGAGCAUCUUUGGCUUCCUAUUGGAAAGAUCACUUUUUCCAUCAGCAACUUGGAAAGUAAAGAAUGUAAACAAACUUUAAUUUGUAUACUUAAAAACAAGAUGCUUGCAUAUUUAUAUUCAUUGUUUGAUUUCAUGUACAAACUGUCCUACAAAGUGUGCAUGUGAAAAAAAUACUGUAGCUCCUAUGGUGUCAAGUGCACUUCGGUGAUUAGUGUUAUCCCUAUUUAGGGAAUUCUUUGUGGGCCAGAUUCUGCUUUCCUUUUUUAUAAGGCAACAUUGACUGCUAUUGUCAAUGGCCUUCAGAGCAAGGCAAGCUCAGUUUCACCUUUUUCAUUGUAAUCUAGUAGGUAGCUAAAGGGGGGAAAGUAUGCAAAAAUAUUUUUACCUAGGGAAUUGUUUUUAUUGUGUUUCCUUGUACAAUGACCUUUUUUGAACUUUUCAAUCCAUCUUGAUAUCAAAAAGAAUAAGGGAAGUUAACAGGAUUGUGUGCAUUUUGUGCUAACAACCCAGAUUUUAGCACA
Messenger RNA from Pseudonaja textilis, 2415 nucleotides. It is a transcript of the gene LPCAT1, whose product is annotated as lysophosphatidylcholine acyltransferase 1. The record is from RefSeq and is a predicted model, not a curated record. Lineage: Eukaryota; Metazoa; Chordata; Lepidosauria; Squamata; Elapidae. Gene Ontology annotation, molecular function: calcium ion binding; lysophosphatidic acid acyltransferase activity; 1-acylglycerophosphocholine O-acyltransferase activity. Gene Ontology annotation, cellular component: endoplasmic reticulum.